Molecule: messenger RNA, 1294 nt
Organism: Dioscorea cayenensis subsp. rotundata (Guinea yam)
Lineage: Eukaryota; Viridiplantae; Streptophyta; Magnoliopsida; Dioscoreales; Dioscoreaceae
Product: plant intracellular Ras-group-related LRR protein 7
Molecular function (GO): protein binding
Source: RefSeq, a predicted model, not a curated record
UGUCUCUUUUCUAUAAUUUUCUUCAGUUCUUCACGACUCGAUCGUUCCCAAACUCUCUAAACCUAAUAUUAGCGCAUCGUUUUCGAUCCAUAUAUAUAAAGAUUGCAGCUUUUUCGUUUUUCAAUCGUCCCAAUCUCUUGAAUUUGUGGAAUUGGUGAAGGCCCCAUCACCAAAUUUCCACAAAUUUGUGUUUUUUUUUUUUAUUGAUUUUAUUGGAGGAUGGGGUGUUAUAGCAGCAAGACCGCGGAUUCACCUGCCAAUCGUGUCGCUAGGUGGAGAUCCACUGGCAUCGUUGCCCUCAGAGACCGCAAAUUAAAGGAAGUCCCUAGUGAAAUUGUCGAGGUGGAUAGAUUUGUGCGGACACUUGAUUUAACAAACAACAACAUUGUUGAAAUACCCUCAGAGAUUAGCAGAUUAAUCAGUAUGCAGCGUCUGGUCUUAGCUGAAAAUCUAAUAGAGCGCUUACCAGCCAACCUGGGGGUCUUUAAGUCUCUGAAGGUUCUCAAACUUGAUGGGAAUCGGAUUAAGACCUUGCCUGAUGAUUUGGGCUCCCUUUCUAGGCUUGAAAAGUUGUCUAUUGCUGGAAAUUCACUGCUGAGCUUGCCCAAAACAAUAGGAGAUUUGCACAAUUUGUUGCUGCUAAAUGUUUCCAACAACAAGUUAAAGUCCUUUCCAGAAUCAAUUGGGAGCUGUACUUCCUUGGAAGAAUUGCAGGCAGAUGGCAAUCUUGUUGAAGAACUCCCUUCAUCAAUUUGCAGUCUUACUAACUUAAAAUCUCUCUCAUUGAACAGUAAUAACGUCAAAAAGCUUCCCCAGAAUCUGCUGAAAGAUUGCAAGGCUCUGCAGAACAUCUCCCUUCAUGAAAAUCCCAUUUCAAUGGAUCAAUUUCAGCAAAUGGAAGGAUUUCAAAGUUUUGAAGCUCGCAGAAAGAAGAAAUUCGACAAACAAAUCGAUUCAAAUGUUAUGAUGAGUUCCUCCGGACUUGAUGAAGGUCUUGACCUGAAAAAUUCUCGAUAAGCCCUAAAGGCUCUCUAAGAAUUCGGUGUCGAUCUCAAUAGAGGGUAGCAGACAGACAUUAACCAUCAUUCUCAGACUGGCACCUCAUUGGCAUUUUUUCGAAGAUUAUCAAUCAGUUUCUUCUAUGAUAAACAAAUGUUAUUGAUAUGUUAAUAAACCAAGGUCUGUAAAUAAUUAUUCAUCAAUGACCCAUUGUUUUCCCUUGUCGAUAAACCGAUCCUAUUGUCUUUUGCACAUUGGGACUUCUAAUCAAAUAAAAGUGUGGGCAUGUUGUAUC